AUGAGUUAAGAAUUACUCCAUUGUCCUCAAUGUAAUAUGAAUUUCGAUAGAUAUACUCGAACACCUUAAAUGUUACCAAAAUGUGGUCAUUCAAUGUGUAUGCGAUGUAUUAAAGAAUCUUGUAAGAUUAUCUGUCCUGAAGAUGGGUACAAUAUGUCAAUUUAUUAGAUUACUUUAACCAACAGAUCUCACAUUAUAUCCCAUAAAUCAGGCUGUUCUAAGAAUCAUAUGCAAAAGUCAAGAUAUUGAUAUAACAUGGAAUCCAGAUAAAUUACAGUAGUGUCCAUAACACCAUAAACAACUAGAACUUAUUUGUAUAGAUGAUAGGUGCAGAAUUUGUGCAAAUUGUGCCUUGUUUGGUAUUCAUAAACAACACAACAUUCAAAAUGCUGAUGUAUAUUUUAUUACUGAUUCUUAAGUAUGUGAAUAAAUCAAUCAAGGAUAAUCUUAUUCAGACUUAAAAUUUGACUCUCACUAUUCAAGACAAAAUUAAGUAACUCAAGUUACCACUUAUUAAUAAGAAGAUACAUGAUUAAAUUAGACUUUGUAUAAAAUAAUAAUAAACUCUUGCUGAAGAAUAAUUUAAAGUAUCUUAACAUUAUUUAUUAUAGGAAAUAAUCAAUUAGAUACUUAUUAAAUAGUAAAAAGUAAUUGAAGAUAUCGAAUAAAAGUAUAAACAGUUAGAAGAUCAAUUCUUAAAAAAAGAAACUCUUACUAUCACAUCAAUUAUUGAUAAAGCUGAUUUAUGGAUACUUGGGUAUCUAUUAUUAAUAAUAAAUUAGAUCUAAUCAAAAAAUUCAAGAAUUUUAUGAAGCAAAAGAAAAUGGAGAGAUACCAUAUUCUUUUUUACUUUAAGAAUCUUCAAAUAAAUAAGGGAACUAAAUCCUUGAAGAAAUAGAUGAUUAUCUACUUAAAUUCUAAAAUAAUCUUUAAGAUAUUAUCUCUGCAAUACCAACAUUUAAUCAAUAUGAAUAAGUUUAUUUUGAUGAACCUAAUAUACUUAAAGAUUUAUCUAUUAUAGAACAGAGUUUCUUAAAAGAAAUUGAUGAAUAGCCACCUCAUAAUGAAUUCCUAGGAUCAUCUCUACCAGAAUCUACUUGUCAAUCUCAAAUCUCUUCCAAUAAUAUAUCUUAAAAUACAAUUAGUCCACAAUAACCACAUUAAAAAAGGGCAUCAUAAUAAUAUGCUUAAGUUUCCCCUAAAAUAUAAAGUAGAUAACAAUCUGCUUCCCCCAAAAAACCUGUUGCUAAGAAAAAGUUAAAUCCAAAAGUAGAAUCAAUUUUAUUUAAUUGUAAUGGUGAUUAUCUUGAUUUAUCACAAUAAGGUAAUUUAUUUAUUAUAUAUAUAUUUAAGAACUAGGAGAUGAUGGUAUAAUGAUAUUAGAAGAAUAAAUAAGAAAUAAGAAGAUUAAAAUUAUUAAAUUAAUGAGAAAUCGUAUAAGUGAUGUAGGUGCUAUGAAAUUAAUGGAAUUACAUUGUUAAGUUUUAUAUCUAUAAUCAAAUGUUAUUACUGAAAAGUUUUUAGAUUUGAUUAUGAAUGCUAUUUAAAAGUAGAUUCAGAUUCAUAUUAAAACUGUUUAUUUGGGUCAGAAUCUAAUUAAUUAAUUUAGAGUCAAAAAGAAAAUAGAAGAUCUCAAAAAAUUAGGAAUUUCAAUUUAAAUAUGA
Molecule: messenger RNA, 1664 nt
Organism: Paramecium pentaurelia
Lineage: Eukaryota; Ciliophora; Oligohymenophorea; Peniculida; Parameciidae
Source: the annotation of a GenBank genome assembly